Didymodactylos carnosus is the source of this 690-nucleotide messenger RNA. NCBI's taxonomy places the organism in Eukaryota, Metazoa, Rotifera, Eurotatoria, Philodinida, Philodinidae. The record is from the annotation of a GenBank genome assembly.
AUGAUAUCUCAGAGCGUCGUUAUGAUUAAGGCUUUGUCUGGUAAAAAGCCGCUGAUCAUUAUCGCCAUAAUAUUAUUAUGCAGUGCAUUUUAUUAUGAAAUUCUUCAUCUAAGUAUUGAGGAUAUGCUAUUGGUUGCCCGCGUAAGGAACAUUAAUAAACCAUUUGAAAUAGAUAAAUUUGUAUCAAUACCGCUAGGCAAUAAAAGCAAAAACGUUUAUUCUAAAUUUCGAUGCACAGGCGACUUAAAUAAUAUUGAUGCAUGGCAAGAUCGUUUAUGUAUAUUUAACAAUAUUUGCUACAAUAGAAAUAAACGACAGUUCCAAUAUUAUCGUCGUGAUAAAACCAAGCCUCUGUUCUUUGAUGGUGUUAAGGGAAUGUUAUACGAUUUUAGUAUUUAUAAUAAUUUCGGACGAGGUUUUGUUUCAGUUGGCAUAGCUUAUGAUCCGGCAUUUUCAUGGGCACCCUUCGCUAUAGAGCAGCCAUAUCCACAAGAAGAUUUUAUCCAAUUAGCAAAUUUACACAGAAAGGUAAAAUCGCUUCCCGAAAAACGUUUAGGUCGUCGAACUUUGACCGUUUUUCGAGAUUGUAAAGAGACUGUGGAAGAACUACUUUUACGACAAUAUUGGUCAUCUGUUAUGGGAAGAGUUUGGAUCAUUAUGGUAUGGAAUGGAAAGAAUGAAGGAAUUUGA